UUUUUUCUACAGAUGUUUUAAUUGAAGUCCAUAAAAAUUAAUAUUAAUCAGCACAUUGUUCAGUUACAACUUCCUACCAAUUCAAAUGUCAUUUUUCACAGAAAGCGGUUUAUACAAGAAUAUCGAAUGAGAUGGCCUGAAAAGUAUAUUUAACUUAUGACCCAUCAUUAAUUGUUGUCUUCUAUUUAAAGACAAAAAGAUGUUACACAGAACAGUUAUAACACUGUUUAUGUAAAUGUUUAUGUGAUGAAUUAGUGUGAAAUAUUUUUUGGCAUCACUUCAUAGUAGAUUAUCUCUAUUCCAUUGUGUGAACUGUUUACAACAUGAAUGUGCAAUCUUAUUAAAUUAGGACAAAAUAUGUAAAAGAGUUUGCAGCUUCUUCUGGAAUUGAAAAAUGUAGAUAUACAUUAUUUCUUUGCAAUACAAUAGAAAAAUACAACGAAGUGCAGUGUCUGUACAUUGUGGAUGAAAAACAAAAGAUUAUGGAGAAUGAAAUAUAUGGCAGCCAACAAAAAUGCGGAGCUCAGUCAAAAGGCAUUGAGUCAUCUGGUGAGAAGCUGACAAAUACAGGGAAAAUAUCAUAUCACUCUGAUAUUUAUAAAGUGUCAUUCACUGAAAAAAGGGAUCUAACUACUCCCAAAUGUAUUAAUAGUGAAAAGAAGCAUUAUUGUUGUGAUAUCUGUGGUAAAUCAUUCUCCCAAACAUAUGGAUUAACUUCUCACAAACGUAUUCAUACAGGAGAGAAACCCUAUCGCUGUGAUAUCUGUGGUAAAUCAUUCUCACAAACAUGUGGAUUGACUUCUCACAAACGUAUUCAUACAGGAGAGAAACCCUAUCACUGUGAUGUCUGUGGUAAAUCAUUCCCACAAACAUGUGGAUUAAUUUCUCACAAACGUAUUCAUACAGGAGAGAAACCCUAUCACUGUGAGAUCUGUGGUAAAUCAUUCUCUGUAAAUAGUACUUUAACUAAACAUAGACGCAUUCAUACAGGAGAGAAGCCAUAUCACUGUGAUACUUGUGGUUAUUCAUGCUCAGAAAAAGGUGCUUUAACUCAACACAGACGUGUUCAUACAGGUGUGAAACCAUAUCAUUGUGAUAUCUGUGGCAAAUCAUUCGUUAAAAGAAGUUCUUUAACAUCACACAAAGUUAUUCAUACAGGGGAAGUUAUUCAUAUCAAGAAGCCUUUUCACUGUGAUAUCUGUGGAAAGUCAUUCUCCUCAAACACUAACUUAACUGUUCACAAACGUGUUCAUACAGGUGAAAAGCCAUAUCACUGUUAUGUAUGUGACAAAUCAUUUGCUCAGUCUAAUGAUUUAACUAAACAUAAACGCAUUCAUACAGGAGAGAAACCAUAUCAGUGUAAUAUUUGUGGUAAAUCUUUCUCUGCAUGUACUCAGUUAAUUAUUCAUAAACGUGUUCAUACAGGAAAGAAACCAUAUUGUUGUGAUACUUGUGGUAAAUCUUUCUCUCAGAGUAAUAGCUUAAUUUCCCAUAAACGUAUUCAUACAGGGGAGAAGCCAUACUGCUGUGCUAUAUGUGGUAAAUCAUUCUCCCAUAGAAAUUCUUUUGCUAACCACCAGCGUAUUCACAAAGGACAGAAGCCCUACAACUGUGAUAUCUGUGGUAAAUCAUUCUUACGAAAUGAUUAUUUAACUAACCAUAAACACAUUCAUACAGGAGAGAAACCAUAUUGUUGUGAUAUUUGUGGUAAAUCAUUCUCUCUGUAUUGUCAAAUAAGGAUUCAUAAACGUAUUCAUACAGGAGAAAAGCCCUAUCGUUGUGACAUCUGUGGUAAAUCAUUUCCACAAAUAUGUGGAUUAACAUCUCACAAACGUAUUCAUACAGGAGAAAAACCAUAUCAGUGUGAUAUCUGUGAUAAAUCAUUCACUGUAAAUAGUACCUUAACAAAACACAAGCUUAUACAUACAGGAAUGAAGCCCUAUCACUGUGAUAUCUGUGGUAAAUCUUUCUCUGGUAGUAGUAACUUGACUAAACACAAACGUGUUCAUACAGGAGAAAAACCCUAUUGCUGUGAUGUCUGUGGUAAAUUCUUUUCUGAACAAGGUGCCUUAAGCAAUCAUAAACGCAUUCAUACAGGAGAGAAGCCAUUUAAUUGUGAGGUCUGUGGUAAAUCAUUUUCUUGUAAUAGUUACUUAACUGUACAUAAACGCAUUCAUACAGGUGAGAAGCCAUAUCACUGUGAUAUCUGUGGUAAAUCAUUCUCUGCAGGUAGUAAAUUAACUAGACAUAAACGCAUACAUACAGGAGAGAAGCCAUAUCACUGUGAUAUCUGUGGAAAAUCAUAUUCUAAAAAAUGUUCCUUAACUACACAUGUAUGUACUCAUAGAAAAGACUAAAUUUAUUCAUGUUCAAAAUCAUUCAAUAUAAAUGUAUAUAAUCAUAGAUGCAUUUGCAGACGAAAUAAAUACAUAGGUGGGAUAACAACAUCCUAACACUACAUAUAUCCUGUCGGUAAAAAAACUUACAACUAUUGUUUUUAAUAAAAUCGUUGUUUCAGAGGA
Messenger RNA from Octopus bimaculoides (California two-spot octopus), 2522 nucleotides. RefSeq lists its product as uncharacterized. The record is from RefSeq and is a predicted model, not a curated record. Gene Ontology annotation, biological process: embryo development; regulation of transcription by RNA polymerase II. NCBI's taxonomy places the organism in Eukaryota, Metazoa, Mollusca, Cephalopoda, Octopoda, Octopodidae. Gene Ontology annotation, cellular component: nucleus. Gene Ontology annotation, molecular function: DNA-binding transcription factor activity, RNA polymerase II-specific; RNA polymerase II transcription regulatory region sequence-specific DNA binding.